AUCUCAUCUCAACAAGUUCUAUCAAUAACCAAAGCCCUUUUGCCCACUUGCAUUGCAUGCUUUUUUGUGUGAAAAUCAAUCAUAGAGCACCACUAUUUCAAGCAAGCCCAUGACCCUAUAGCCUAGAGUAUACACGUCUCUAGUCUCUUCUCUCUAUCUUCUCUUCCCUUGGAAAAAAGAUGAGUUUCUAUUCUCUCUAUUCUCCUCUUCUAUUCAAGCAGCUUAUCAUAAUAUGCUUUUGAUAUAUUACCAUGUUGACUAAUCCCAACCAACCUCUUGCACUCUCUUUUCUCUCUCUCUCUCUCUCCAAUACUCUUGGUGAGACACCGGGGGGCCUCAUUUUUCUUUUAGUUGGUGUGUCUCACUAGCUGAUAUUAACUGAAACCCAUAACCCUCUCUCUUUCUCUCUCUCUCUCUCCCUCUCUCUCUCUCUCUCUGAGGAUUAUAUGCAUGAAAUCGAUCCCAUUUCACGUCGCAUAUAUGCAUCUCAUGUUCAAGUACCCGGAUGUAAAUAUAUCCAGUUUGGGGUUCUGAGGCUAAAUUUUCUGCCUUUUCAAAUUGUUAGUGGUGGUGCUUGCUCUCUUGGAAUCAAACAACACCAGUCACAUAUUUCUGGUACGUGUAACUGACUUCUAUAAAUUAAGGUGCAUUGGGACUAUAUUCAGGAAAUGAGGAUGCUUGAGCUUCUGUUGGAUGCAAGGUAUUAGAUCACCCUUUUGUUACAAUCAAACAUAUCUUUAUUUAUUCUGGAUUUCAUUUGGAAGUCAUCUGAAAGGGGCACGUCCCAGUGUUAUGAAGAAAGGGCUGAUCAGGGUCUAUUGACAAAAAGAAUACAGCUGUCAUAAAAAUGAAGUUUAUGAAACUUGGAACAAGGCCGGAUACCUUUUACACAGAAGAAGCAACCAGGACAGUGAUUUCAGAUAUACCUAGUGACAUUGUCAUUCAAAUUAAUGAUACCAAUUAUCUUCUCCAUAAGCUGCAGUUUCCACUUCUUCCAAAGUGUGGCCUCCUACAACGUCUUUGCUCCGAUUCUGGUGAUUCUGACAUUGUUACAAUUGAGCUUCAUGAUCUUCCUGGAGGGGAAGAUGCUUUUGAACUGUGUGCCAAGUUUUGCUAUGGAAUUAUGAUUAAUGUCAGUGCUCAUAACUUUGUAGCCCUAUUCUGUGCUGCUAAGUUCCUUAGAAUGACUGAAUCUGUUGAGAAGGGAAACUUAGUUCUAAAACUUGAGGCUUUCUUCAUGUCAUGCAUUCUUGAAGGCUGGAAGGACUCUAUCAUCACACUCCAGAACACAUCUAAGUUACCUGAGUGGUCUGAGACUUAUGGAAUCACCAGAAAGUGCAUUGAUUCAAUUGUUGAGAAAAUCCUCACACCCCCAGCAAAGGUGGCAUGGUCCUACACCUAUACUAGACCCGGUUACUCCAAAAAACAUCACCAUUCUGUCCCAAAGGAUUGGUGGACUGAGGAUAUAUCCGACCUUGACAUAGACCUGUUCCGCUGUCUGAUUACUGCCAUCAGAUCAACAUACAUGUUAUCACCACAGCUUAUUGGUGAAGCUUUACAUGUCUAUGCUAGUCGUUGGCUACCAGACACUACAAAGAAUAGACCUCCCGAGAGUUCAGUGUCUCAAACUGAAGAGCUUAUGGAAAAGAAUAGAAGAGUUCUUGAAACUAUAGUAAGCAUGAUUCCUGGGGAUAGAGGAUCAGUUUCAGUUGGCUUUAUGCUAAGGCUUCUCAGCAUAGCAAAUUAUCUAGGAGCUUCUCCAAUGGCAAAGGCAGAACUCAUAAGGAGAUCUAGUCUGCAAUUUGAGGAGGCAACAGUGAAUGAUUUGCUCUUUCCCUUGCCCUCAACCUCUGGGAGGCACUCUUAUGACAUUGACUUAGUUGUGUCAGUAUUAGAAAGUCUAGUGGUACUAUGGAGAAGAAUAUCUCCUACAGCUUCAGAAAACAGCCAGUUUCUGGUAUCUAUUAGGAAGGUUGGGAAGCUCAUUGAUUCCUAUCUUCUAGUGGUUGCAAAGGAUGUCAACAUGCCAGUGUCAAAGAUUGUGUCUCUGGCUGAAGCAUUGCCAGAUAUUGCUCGGCUAGAUCAUGAUGACCUUUACAAGGCAAUCAACAGUUAUCUUAAGGAGCAUCCUGAUCUGAGUAAGGCAGACAAAAAGCGCCUCUGCCGGAUUCUAGACUGCCAAAAAUUGUCUCCAGAAGUACGUGCCCAUGCUGUAAAAAAUGAACGGCUACCCCUGAGAACUGUUGUGCAAGUCCUCUUUUUUGAACAAGAGAAAGGUUCCAAGGAAACAGGUAACAGGCUGCUACCACCACCAGAGCUUAUUCGAAACCAUACACCAACUAUCGGAGAUGAUCAGGGUAAGCUAAAACUGGGUCUGGACGAAAAAUCAAGUAGAGGGGAGAGCACAAGAAGAACCAUCACUCCUGCAGGAAACAGUGAAAAAGAUCAAAAUAAAAUGAAGAGAUCAGAUGGAAAAUUGCCCCUAGAAUUGGAAAAAAAGUUGAUCAUUGCAGAAAUUGAGGAAACAGAGUCAGAGAAGGGGAAGGAAAUUAGAGGAGAGGGAAUGUCUCGGAGCAAGCUGGAUCCUAAGAAGAUCAUAACGAAGGGAAGUAGAUCAGACAAUAGCCGUGACAAAGGCAGAGACAGAUAGUAAAUGAAGACCCAAUUGUUUCUCUUAGAACUUACAAUAAUUGGCCUUGGUUUUGUUAGUAAAUGUAUUGAUUUUAAACUGUUACAUAAGCCAUUUGCAUCAUUUGUAUCAGUAGAAGUUGUCAUUAGUUGGGAAUGUGCUCAUAGUCUGUCUUUCAGAAGCUACAUAUUCCUGCUACCUAAUAGAUAAUUUAAUUUCCAUGGGAUUCCCAGA
This is a messenger RNA of Quercus lobata, 2863 nucleotides long. Its product is annotated as Phototropic-responsive NPH3 family protein. The transcript is spliced from 9 exons. Bases 848 to 2650 code for a protein of 600 amino acids. Lineage: Eukaryota; Viridiplantae; Streptophyta; Magnoliopsida; Fagales; Fagaceae. The record is from RefSeq and is a predicted model, not a curated record.